CUUUCAAAUUCCUGUCUGAUUGCUGAAGACACUUCGGAUGUGCCGACACGUGCGCAACCUGUGCACUUUGAUUUCUCCUUUGAAGGGAUCGAAUGUGUUGAAUACCAGAAACGAAAAUGUCGAUUUAUAAAAGCCAGGUUCUGCAACGAUACGGACUAUGCAAAGAACGAAAAAUUCAGCAAAAUUAUAAUAAGAUAA
Haemonchus placei is the source of this 198-nucleotide messenger RNA. Lineage: Eukaryota; Metazoa; Nematoda; Chromadorea; Rhabditida; Trichostrongylidae. The record is from the annotation of a GenBank genome assembly.